This is a messenger RNA of Chenopodium quinoa (quinoa), 1062 nucleotides long. Its product is annotated as putative disease resistance protein RGA3. The transcript has a single exon. Lineage: Eukaryota; Viridiplantae; Streptophyta; Magnoliopsida; Caryophyllales; Amaranthaceae. The record is from RefSeq and is a predicted model, not a curated record. Gene Ontology annotation, molecular function: ADP binding. Gene Ontology annotation, biological process: defense response to other organism. The coding region runs from base 1 to 1062 and encodes 353 amino acids.
AUGCCUGGUGGUAAGAUUUCUAAGAAGGUACGCCGUUUCUUCUCCUCUGAUAAUAAUCAACUGAUAUUUACUGCUAAAAUAUCAAGUGGGAUUAAGAAACUUAAAGAAAAGUUGGAUAAUGCAGCUAAAAAUCAUAAUGAUUUUGGGUUUAGUAAGUUGUAUAAGCCUGUCAAAAGUAGAGAGAAAACAUGUUGUUAUGUGCUUGAACAUGAUAUUAUUGGGAGAGAUGCUGACGAAAAGAUCAUUGUGGAUUUGUUGUUAAAGGACGACUUGGAAAAAAAUAAUAUUUCUUUUGUGACCAUUGUGGGGAUUGGGGGGCUGGGAAAAACUACUCUUGCACAGCUCGUAUAUAAUGAUUGUAGGAUCAAAGAGGCAUUUAAAGAAAAUAUGUACUGGGUUUGUGUGUCUGAAAAUUUUAGCAUGGAAGAUAUCCUAGGUAAGAUGAUUAGCAAGGAGGGGCUUGAAUUUGAGGAUUUAUAUCUAAAAUUUCGAAAUAAGAUAGAAGGGGAAAGGUACUUGCUUGUUUUAGAUGACGUAUGGUCUGAGAACUGUAUGAAGUGGACUGAGUUGAAAAAAUUCUUGAUCCUAGGGGGAAAGGGAAGUAGGAUCUUAGUGACUAGCCGCUCCAAGAAGGUAGCAGUAUGUAUUGGAAACUAUCCAAUUCAUGUGUUGCCUGGUCUUUCGGAAGAGGACUCUUGGAAAUUGUUCAAAAAAAUAUCGCUUGGAGAAAGGCAAGACGAAGCAGUCACUGGUCUAGUUGAGAUAGGUAAAGAAAUAGUGAGAAAAUGUGUCAAUGUGCCGCUCUCAAUAAAGGUGGUAGCAAGUUUGUUGUGUGAUCAAGAUGUUGCAGCUUGGCAGUUAUUCAAAAGUGUCGAUUUGGCUAAGUUAUGUGAUGAUGAUGACGACAUAAUGCCAACAUUGAUGUUUAGCUAUUAUCAUCUUGCUCCUGAGUUAAAAAGUUGCUUCAGCUUUUGCUCACUCUUCCCCGAGGACUAUGUUAUUAGGAAAGAGGAGUUAAUUUGUCUAUGGAUGGCACAAGGAUAUCUUGUUCCAAGUUCUUAA